AUGAAUACUGGGUGGAUUUCCUCCAUUUCUUUUUCGUUUUUUUCUGCACAGAGGAUGAAGCGACUUCCCGUCCGAGAAAUCGGCCUGCUAUGCGAACGGCUGCAGUCAGUGCAAGGUAGUGACGCAAAGUUGCAAGGCGCCAUUGCGGAGGGAAUUCGCACGCGCGUGGUGGACAAGAACACAUUGCCUUUUAUUGUCCAGCGACUAGCACUCAGUGGAAAUUGGCAACUGGCGGUAAAAGUGAUGGAAAGCGAGUGUCUUGACCGGCGACAGAUUCGACGCGAUCAGAACGCCUGGCCGAUUCUUGAGCGUGUGGCGCCAUGCGGAGAGAGUCGCGACGCGAUUCGGCGUGCGCUUGUGCGGCUUUAUGGUGUGGCAUGCCGUCCUAAAACAAAAUGA
This is a messenger RNA of Trypanosoma cruzi, 399 nucleotides long. RefSeq lists its product as uncharacterized. The record is from RefSeq and is a predicted model, not a curated record. The coding region runs from base 1 to 399 and encodes 132 amino acids. Lineage: Eukaryota; Euglenozoa; Kinetoplastea; Trypanosomatida; Trypanosomatidae. The transcript has a single exon.